UUUUCGGCCUCCCGCGUGUCCCACUUUUGGUUGGAUUCAACCCUCCGCCGUUUCGCUCACUCACUCGCUCGCCUUCUUCGUCUUUCUCUUUCUUCCCCAGACAAUCCCACCAUCGACAACCCAUCCUCGACAACUAACCGCGACCACCAAUUUUCUCGACUCUAUUUCGCGAUUCUUAGCCCUUCCACUUCGAUCGGAUUGAAUUUACAGAAUAAUCUGGAGGGGUUCCCUCAUCGGUAUCGGAUAACCCGGAGUCAUUCAUUGCAUGGCUCUACGAUAAUCCACCGACCGGUAUCGUCCUCUUGAUUGACCUACACCAUUCCCGCUGCUCGAUAGUCUUGAGGAACACAGAGGGCCGACCAUCCUCAUUCUUCCAUCAUGUCUGAAUACAACGGUCGUCCGGCCCCGAACUUCUCCCAAUACUUGGAAGAUCUGAACGCUAUCCCAUCACCGUAUGACCAGGCCGUGCAGCAGCAACAGCAGGACUCCUAUAAUUUUGAUGCCGAUCUUUCUCUUUUUACCAAUACUGAGUUCUUCGACUUUGAUCAUUUCGGCGACAUCAACUUGCCUGCGUUCGAUUCGGUAGACGAGACCACGGUGAAGAAGGAGGCCACACAAAAUGCCAAUUCCGACAUGGACUUCUUGAAUCUCUUGGGAGGCUUUGGCAACGUAAACGACAUCCCUCCCUCCAAUGCGAAUGCCGUCAACGCGCAGCCUAUGCCCCCUCGAAACCAACAGUUCGCCGCCCUUCCGCCCUUGCCGAACGCUCCUUUCAAUGCGAACCCCGCUCCUAGCCAGGCGUCUUCGCAACAUUCUCCGCAGUCAUUGGCAUCGAUGUCCUCUCCCGCUGCGACCGCUGCUACGACCAACGCUCCUUCCACAUCCACCACCGCCCCAAAGCGCAAGAACACCCAGAAGGCCCCACAUAUGAGCGUGGAAGAGGUUGCCCGUAUUGCGGCGGAGGAAGAUAAACGCCGGCGCAACACCGCCGCCAGCGCCCGCUUUCGUGUGAAGAAGAAGAUGCGCGAGCAGGCUCUCGAGAAAACCGUCAAGGAGACCACGGAGAAGAACACGGCGCUGGAGGCUCGCGUCACAGCCCUGGAAUUGGAGAACCAGUGGCUGAAGAACCUCAUCACAGAGAAGAACGGGCAGACCUCGGAAGAGGCCAAGAAGUCAGAGAACGAUAUCGCCAUCAUGUUCCAGAAGUUCCUUGCAUCACAACAGAAGGACAGCGAACGGAGUAGUUCCGACUCCAAUAUUGGUGUAGGCACAGCCUAGUAAUGCUUCUUCUGUUUCGUCUUCUGUCCGCCUGCGUGCAAGCGCUUCCUAAUCUUCCAUCCCUCUUCUUUUUCUUCUCUUCUUCUCUUGUAGAUCUUCACGUUUUCUGCCAGGAAUUCUCCAUCUCAGUCAUUUUUUACUUGUGAUGCUUCAUGUUAAUAUUGGCUGGUGUACGUGUGUGGAGAGUGUCUGGCGCAUGCGGAGCCUGUCUAUGACAAGAACGGUUCUAGGGGUGUGCUAGCCAGGAGGCCAGCGUGCUAUUCCAGUUGCUUAAGUCGGACCUCUGCAGUACGAAUCCCAGGUGGCUUAGUCCAUUGUGAUUUCUCCUCUUAUAAUAGUAUGAUAAUGAAUGAUACCGAAG
Aspergillus homomorphus CBS 101889 is the source of this 1639-nucleotide messenger RNA. RefSeq names its product putative bZIP transcription factor (MetR). NCBI's taxonomy places the organism in Eukaryota, Fungi, Ascomycota, Eurotiomycetes, Eurotiales, Aspergillaceae. Gene Ontology annotation, biological process: regulation of transcription by RNA polymerase II. Gene Ontology annotation, molecular function: RNA polymerase II transcription regulatory region sequence-specific DNA binding; DNA-binding transcription activator activity, RNA polymerase II-specific. The transcript is spliced from 2 exons. Gene Ontology annotation, cellular component: nucleus. The coding region runs from base 379 to 1278 and encodes 299 amino acids. The record is from RefSeq and is a predicted model, not a curated record.